AUGACGCAAGAGACGUUGAUCUACAGCUUCGUGUCCAGAGGCACGGUGGUCCUGGCCGAGUACACUGAGUUCUCCGGCAACUUCACCGACGUCGCCUCCCAAUGCCUCCACAAGCUCCCCUCUUCCAACAACAAAUUCACCUACAAUUGCGACGGCUACACUUUCAAUUACCUCGUCGAGAAGGGUUUCACCUACUGCAUUGUUGCAUCUGAAUCUGCUGGAUCACAACUUCCAAUUGGCUUCUUGGAACGUGUGAAACAGGAUUUUAUCAAGAGAUAUGGUGGAGGGAAGGGAGAUACUGCAAUUGCCAAAAGUCUUACUAAAGAAUUUGGACCGAAACUGAAAGAGCACAUGAAGUACUGUGCUGAACAUCCAGAAGAAAUAAACAAGCUUACCAAGGUGCAAGGUCAAGUUGAUCAAGUAAAGGGUGUUAUGAUGGGAAACAUUGAGAAGGUUCUUGAGCGCGGUGAGAAGAUUGAGCUUCUAGUUGAUAAAACAGAGAAUCUUCGCUCACAGGCACAGGAUUUCCGGAAACAGGGGACCCAAAUAAAGAAGAAGUUGUGGUUCGAAAAUAUGAAGAUAAAACUGAUUGUGUUGACGGUCCUUGUAGCUUUGAUUCUUAUUAUUGUCUUGUCUAUCUGCCAUGGUUUCAAAUGCUGAUUGCCCUGGAAAAUAUACUAGUUCCCUCCUGAACUCCUUGUACCAUGACACAUACACAACCAUCCAGACAUUCCUUACAUGUUCCAAUUUGCCAUUUCCAUGCAAAGCUUUCUUAAGUUAGUUUUUAGAAGAAGUUGUGCAGGUACACCCGUGCUUUUUAAAGGAAUCCCUCACACUAA
Molecule: messenger RNA, 839 nt
Organism: Ipomoea triloba (trilobed morning glory)
Lineage: Eukaryota; Viridiplantae; Streptophyta; Magnoliopsida; Solanales; Convolvulaceae
Product: putative vesicle-associated membrane protein 726
Exons: 5
Coding region: 1-660 (219 amino acids)
Biological process (GO): vesicle-mediated transport
Cellular component (GO): membrane
Source: RefSeq, a predicted model, not a curated record